AUGUUGGGUAGAAGACGUAAGCUACAGGAAGCGAAACCUUUCAAAGAGGUUGAAGGCGAGAUAAGGUAAAUUAUCUUUCUGCUAUCUCUCGCUUUUAGAUUUAACAAACGCUUGUUUUGUUUUAAAAAUUAAAUAUUGCGUUUUAGAGGCUUUAUUGAAGCUCAAAAAGAACAAGAACUAAAAAAAUUAUGUAAAACAUAUAAAGAACGGUUAGAUGAAGAUCUUGAUGCUUCGUUUUCUCGGGAUUUUGAAGUUUCGCUAAGAGACAUACGUCGAAUGGAGUUGGACAAAUGGGCUACAAUAAAGAACGAACGUUUGAAUCAGUCUGCUAACAAGGUAAGGUUUUUGUUAGUUUCGUUUUGCGAUUUAAGUUGCUUUACAAAUACGACUGUGAAAAGAAGAUCAGAAAGAACGAUGGUUUUUAGAUGGGCAAAACAGCUUUUUUAAGGUUUAAUUAGAAUAGCUAAAUUAUAAAAACAUUUUUCUUUAACUUUUUAAUGUCAUUUAUUCUGAUUUUAGAGUCUCAACGUUUCGUUUCCUUCUCCAAAGCCGUCUCUACCCAAAGAGUCCGAUACCGUCGAAUUCAACCAUGAACUGUUUCAUACCAAAGUUCUAAUUGAGAAGCUCAAGGCAUCUGGCGGAAAAACUGUUUUUUCAAGUUUGGAAAAUCAACCAAAGGUUGUUGAGAAGGCGUUGCUCCAGAAAACGGAUUCUAUUUUGAAGCCAGAAGCCGUAGCGUCGUUGUUGCCGUCUGAAGAUGCUUCAGUUAAAGCCAGUUUUACAGUUGGAGCUUUGGCUGGUGAAGAUAAAAGUUCUGUGGGAUUUGGUGAUAGUAAAGGGUCGAUUAAUUUGUUAGGAACCUCAGGAAUACUUGGAAAUGCAUCUACAGCUCAUGCCUCUUUUGUCACAUCUACUCCGUUAGCUGGUUCACCGAAUGUUAAACAGGAGGGCGAGCCAACACCUGUGAAACCGGCUGGUAAGUUUUAUUUGAAUUUAUAAUAUGAAGUUUAGGAAUUGACGUAGGUUUUUGUUUCGUUGUAUUGAUUUUACCUACAUUAAUAUAGCGUGAUUCUAAGAAGACAAUGUAAAAACAGGGAGCAAAAACAACAACUUAUUCUUCUUUUAGUUAUCCCACCUUCAUUAUCAACUCAACAGACGGUAACUGCUCAACCAGCUGAACUAAAGCAAAAGUUUGAUGGGUAUAUACAGAAGUUGGUGUCAGACCACAAGACCUUACGAGCCAAACUAACAAAGUUCCGUAAAGAGCCGGAGAGUGCUAAGUUCUGUAACUCACUGAAACGUAUCAUUAAUGAACAAAUAGAUGUGACGACCAGCAAAGACUACAAUGACAUCAAACGCAUUUCAAUGGCUCACAACUUUUUCGAAAGUUUGUUCAAUGGCAGUCCAGUCAGGGGAUCUGGCGAUGAAGGUGAAGUAAGGUUGGACUUGGCCAAUGAAAUUGCCGUGGAGUAUACGAUUGCGUGGAUUUGUGAACGAUACACGGUAUGUUUUAGAUGUUAUUGUCAUGCGUAAAGUAUUGCUUUGUGGGAAUGUAAAGUUUGUACUAUUAUCUUUAUAUCAUAUUAUACUCAGUGCAAAAUAGUUAUCUGGAUUAACAAAUUUUAGAAACUUGUGGCUACUGACGGAGAUCUCAUCGAAACAAUUGCUACUAUCUUCACCAUGCUGAUCAGGUUGAACAGUGUGAUUAGAGAACGGCUUAUGGCGUCCAUUGUUUCCACUAGUGUUCUUUUAAAAAUUAAUAACGAUGAAAUGCAAGUUUUAGAUACGCUACUAUUACAUUUUUUAAAAGUGAUCAGGCCUGCAGUAGCCAAAUGACAUUUUCAACUUCUGGCUGCUGUAAUGUUUUACCAGUUUUACCACGUUUGAAUUGUUUUCGAGUGUAACUUUUCAUUUUACCAUUUCAGAAUCAAAAAAGUGACAGAACUGGGUAAUAUACCAGCAGAAGAGUCGUCAGUAUGGUUGCCAGAAGAGAGUAACAAAGUCCGGUUACUACUCAAAGUCUGCUUAUACACUAGAAGCUUGGCUUCCAACACUUUGGACCCUGAUAGUCUGAUCAACACUUUGUUGCGGACUGCUUUGUUCACUGAACCUGUACCGAUCUCAACUUGUUUCAUACUAACUGCCAUUAUUCAGGUAUGUUCAUGUAGGGUUUUUUAAUGAGGUAAUGACUUAUAUUGUCGUAAAUGUGAUGGUUUGGUCAAAAAGUUUACGGAAUUAGCGAUUAGCUUCAGUUUUAUUUUUUUGAACUUUUGACCUAGUAAUGGUUAAUAUAAAUCUUUAUUGUUGAGUCAAAGUUUCUACUUUUUUAGAUAUACAAAAAAGCAUACGUUUUUGGGCCACAAACUCCAGAACACGGAAAGCGGAUUCAAGAGUUGAUGGAAAUGGAUUGGACUUCAGUUUUAGCAUCAUAUAAAGCCAAUAUUCAGAAGCCAGAAGCAUGGAACGUCCUUGAAUCACGGCAAAACGUGUGUCUUCAACAAUUAAAAUCAGCUAUACAAGAACCAAAAUAA
Molecule: messenger RNA, 2531 nt
Organism: Bursaphelenchus okinawaensis
Lineage: Eukaryota; Metazoa; Nematoda; Chromadorea; Rhabditida; Aphelenchoididae
Source: the annotation of a GenBank genome assembly